Zychaea mexicana is the source of this 591-nucleotide messenger RNA. RefSeq lists its product as uncharacterized. The coding region runs from base 76 to 384 and encodes 102 amino acids. NCBI's taxonomy places the organism in Eukaryota, Fungi, Mucoromycota, Mucoromycetes, Mucorales, Lichtheimiaceae. The transcript has 2 exons. The record is from RefSeq and is a predicted model, not a curated record.
CCUGCAUCACCUCGUAGUAUUCUAUUGGGUGACUUUAAUCACAAUAUCCACACGGAACGCUCAACCUCUCCGCAUAUGCAGGCCUGGCUACAAUGGAUCCAUACAAACUGGCACGAUCCUCACCAUUCAUCCACGCUCCAGCCAUCAUUGUCAACUUAUCGCCACAUAUCCACUAUUGACUUCAUUCUUUUCUCGUCGACAUUUGCAGCAACCGCCGGCCAAGCAGAACACCAAUAUGUCGCCCAUCGUGGUCACGCAGCAGUCGCCGCUUCGAUCGCUCCAGGGCUCCAAAUUACAGGACCUGGUCUCUGGCGUUUCAACCCCACUUUCCUUCACAAUCCACAGUUUUUAGACGACCGUAAAAGGACAGCCAAACGCCUUUAACAACAGCGCCGCAUCCUCCUACAGCAAAUCACUUCAUGAAACUAGACCACACCUAUAAGCAGAUUACCCAACAACAAUUUGGCUGAUGACUCAGUUUUGUGACCAAGCCAAUCCCCGAAGUUAACUCCUUAAUAUCAAUACUAAAAGCGACCCCAAAGUAUGCUUGUGUAAAGCAGUAAGAAAUAUCCUAUAAUUACCCCAUAGUCC